AUGGACGAAACACCGCCAACCAACCUGGCGGACCUGGUCAACGUCACAAGAGGUCCUCGUCGUGCCCGGCAACGACUGCGAUUCGAGCAGCCCCAGCAGACCCCCCAACGGACGACUCGAUCAUCACAGGCUGCGGCUCUUGAAGAAGCCCGGCGAGCUGCCCUGCGAUCAGUUGGUUCUGGAUUUACACCUGAGCCACAACCUUCUUCAACAUCUACACCUGUCCAUCCAAGGGAACAGUCUUCCGCGAUGCCUCUCCCAUGGUAUCUCGCCCAGUCCAAGCCGGGGCCUUGGUCUUUGUUUACUUUCGAAGGCCCUUGUGUCCAUUUCCCCUUUUUGGAGCCCCACCUCGCUUCACUUAGACGCUGGCCCGUCCUUGCACUAUCACUCACACGACCUGAACCGUGGUUCAUGUUGGCCUUGUACUUCCAGACGGCCGAUUUAUCAUGUCUGAAUGUCUUCUUUUACUUUGGCACGACCUUCACCUGUUGA
Neurospora hispaniola is the source of this 492-nucleotide messenger RNA. RefSeq lists its product as uncharacterized. The coding region runs from base 1 to 492 and encodes 163 amino acids. Lineage: Eukaryota; Fungi; Ascomycota; Sordariomycetes; Sordariales; Sordariaceae. The transcript is spliced from 2 exons. The record is from RefSeq and is a predicted model, not a curated record.